Messenger RNA from Colius striatus (speckled mousebird), 1867 nucleotides. It is a transcript of the gene CPM, whose product is annotated as carboxypeptidase M. The transcript has 9 exons. The record is from RefSeq and is a predicted model, not a curated record. Gene Ontology annotation, molecular function: metallocarboxypeptidase activity; zinc ion binding. The coding region runs from base 793 to 1752 and encodes 319 amino acids. Gene Ontology annotation, biological process: proteolysis. Lineage: Eukaryota; Metazoa; Chordata; Aves; Coliiformes; Coliidae. Gene Ontology annotation, cellular component: cell surface.
UCAGAAAACAGAAGGGAAUGGUGCUUGCCCAAGUUUCCACCCGGAAAGAAAUUGCCUAGAGGAGAAUCCACAGGGAAUGUGAUGCUUUUAAAGAUAAUAUUGCAGGUUUUUUCUGUGGUUGCAUGGUGUGAGCAUAUUAUGUGAGUCACUAUGAUGGGAAGGGAACGAAACAGAGGAGGAGAACUGGAUCCUUCAUUGUUUAUCUACUUGAAGUUAAACCAUGACUUGAAAAAUAAGAAGUAUUAGCCUGUAUUCUUAAAAAUCUUUGGAUUCCAACUACAUUUUGCUCUAAACCAAGUGCUUAUAUAGAAGUUAUUGUUACUGUAUCAGGUCUUGUGUCUAAGUCUGCUUGUCCUAACAGAAUCUUUAAAUGUGGAAACAGAGUUUCAUAUUUCAUCUGACUGCAUCUUCUAGCAAUUUACUUACCAGAAUUACUUUAAAUAUGAAUACUAAGUAUGUUUAGAGCUAUGAAAAGCCCUAGUACUUCUACCAUCUGAAAUAGUAGUUUGACUCCAGUCAUGUGACACAAGUAGUUUGUGUGCAAUCAGUCUUCCAAUAGCCAAGUACUAAGAUUUUGUCUGAUGAUAACGUGACUUAAAGUUGCUUUCCUCUCAGUAUGGCUAUGCUUUUUACACAAAUAAUUUAUAAGAAGUAUGUAGUUUUGUCAGCAUCCAAUAGCUCAGACUGACUGUUGGGAGAGAAAUCCUCCUCCAUCUGAUUGACUUCCUGGUGACCAGCUACAGACGUGACCCGGUUAUUACUCGGUUACUCAAUAACACCCGGAUUCACAUCAUGCCAACAAUGAAUCCUGAUGGGUUUGAGGCUACAAAAGUGCCCGACUGCUACUACACACGAGGAAGGUACAAUAAGAACGGAGAAGAUCUAAACAGAAAUUUUCCUGAUGCCUUUGAAACUAACGACGUCAGUGUUCAGCCAGAGACUCAAGCAGUAAUGAACUGGAUAAAAAAUGAAACGUUUGUUCUUUCAGCAAACUUGCAUGGGGGUGCCCUGGUUGCCAGUUACACCUUUGAUAACGGUAACAAAGUGACCGGCUCUUUGCAAGGCUACAGCAGGUCUCCGGAUGACGAUGUCUUCAUUCAUCUGGCAAAAACCUACUCUUUCAACCAUGCCAGCAUGUAUAAAGGAAUUAGGUGUGACAACAGGCAAACCUUUCCAGAUGGCAUUACCAAUGGGUACUCUUGGUACCAGCUGGAAGGUGGAAUGCAAGAUUACAACUACAUCUGGGGACAGUGUUUUGAAAUUACAUUGGAGCUGUCAUGCUGUAAAUAUCCUCCAGAAGACCAACUGGAAAACUUCUGGAAUGACAACAAAGUUGCUCUGAUCGAAUACAUAAAACAAGUCCAUCUGGGUGUCAAGGGUCAAGUGACCGAUAAGAAUGGGGAUCCUAUUCCUAAUGUCAUCGUGGAGGCCAAAGGGAGGCCUCACAUCUGCCCCUACAGAACAAAUGAACAGGGGGAGUACUUUCUACUCCUUUUGCCUGGGACGUACGUGAUCAAUGCUACCAUACCGGGAGUUAAGUCCAUCCUGGAGACAGUGGAAAUACCUGACACUACUGGCAACUUCAGUGCUUUGAAGCAUGACUUCUCUUUCUCUGAAGUCUCCGUCAAAUCAAGAGGUGCUUUGUGUCCCAAAAUUCCCCUCUACCAAAAGCUCGAACAGGCUUCUGCUGCAGCAAGGCCAACUCUCCAGCUCUUGGUUUUAAUGACCGUUAUGCUCGUAAUUUUCAAAUGAAGUCAGGAAUUGAUGUGUUGUGACAAGGCAAAAAUCUUCCUGCAAGAACAUGGCUUCUCAGACAAUUGUAAAUGCAAAAGAAUGUAUGUUUUUAUAAACCAAAUUCUCAGAUUUA